UGAUGAUGUGUUUCUGUUGUGUAUGUGAGUGAUGUCUCCGCCAUUGAAUUUCAUUUUAACCGAGAAUUGAAAUAGGUUGUGCCUUUUAAAUCGGAAAAUAUCCUAACGAUCCUACUUCUUUAAUUAAAUAUACUUAGACAUAUUCCGUGCACAAACAUUAUAUCCGAUGGCAGACAGAGACACAGAUGAGUUAAACAUUGAUAACGUAAUAAAAAAAUUACUAAAAGUCCGGGGCGAAAAGCCUGGCAUGAAUGUACAGUUAACGGAAGUGGAGAUAAAAGGGCUAUGCUUGAAAUCUCGGGAAAUAUUCCUCUCACAACCUAUAUUACUUGAACUAGAAGCACCAUUGAAAAUAUGCGGUGACAUCCACGGCCAGUACUACGACCUGCUGCGGCUGUUUGAAUAUGGUGGUUUCCCACCAGAGUCCAAUUAUCUCUUCCUCGGUGACUAUGUGGACCGUGGCAAGCAGUCACUCGAGACGAUAUGCCUUUUGCUCGCUUAUAAGAUUAAGUAUCCCGAGAACUUCUUUCUGCUGAGAGGGAACCAUGAGUGUGCGAGCAUUAAUAGGAUUUAUGGGUUCUACGAUGAGUGCAAGAGGAGGUACAACAUUAAGUUAUGGAAGACAUUCACAGACUGCUUUAACUGCUUACCCGUUGCGGCGAUCGUGGACGAAAAAAUAUUCUGUUGCCACGGAGGCCUGUCCCCCGACCUCCAAGCGAUGGAGCAGAUCCGUCGCAUCAUGCGGCCCACGGACGUGCCCGACCAGGGGCUGCUGUGCGACCUGCUCUGGUCCGACCCGGACAAGGACGUCACCGGGUGGGGGGAGAACGAUCGUGGGGUCAGCUUCACGUUCGGCACUGAGAUAGUGGGCAAGUUCCUGUCGAAGCACGAGUUCGACCUGAUCUGCCGCGCGCACCAGGUGGUGGAGGACGGCUACGAGUUCUUCGCCAAGCGGCAGCUGGUCACCUUGUUCAGCGCGCCCAACUAUUGCGGCGAGUUUGACAAUGCCGGCGCGCUGAUGUCCGUGGACGAGACGCUGAUGUGCUCGUUCCAGAUCCUGAAGCCGGCCGACAAGCGCAAGCUGUACUCCGGCCUCAACAUGGGCCGCCCCAACACUCCGCCCCGCGCACAGCCCAAGAGCAAGAAGAACUAGCCCCUGAACGCGAAGAUCGACUACAACCCGCAUGGAUUCCCGCUACAUUAGCUUACCUGCGACAUAUAUUUACUGAUAGCUCACAAAUUAACCCUAAAAUACUGCUUUACACAAUA
This is a messenger RNA of Colias croceus (clouded yellow), 1269 nucleotides long. RefSeq names its product serine/threonine-protein phosphatase alpha-2 isoform. Gene Ontology annotation, molecular function: protein serine/threonine phosphatase activity. NCBI's taxonomy places the organism in Eukaryota, Metazoa, Arthropoda, Insecta, Lepidoptera, Pieridae. The record is from RefSeq and is a predicted model, not a curated record. Gene Ontology annotation, cellular component: nucleus; cytoplasm. The transcript has 8 exons. The coding region runs from base 167 to 1153 and encodes 328 amino acids.